Carassius gibelio (silver crucian carp) is the source of this 2572-nucleotide messenger RNA. RefSeq names its product adhesion G-protein coupled receptor V1. The coding region runs from base 1649 to 2197 and encodes 182 amino acids. The transcript has 7 exons. The record is from RefSeq and is a predicted model, not a curated record. Gene Ontology annotation, molecular function: G protein-coupled receptor activity. Gene Ontology annotation, cellular component: membrane. Gene Ontology annotation, biological process: negative regulation of adenylate cyclase activity. Lineage: Eukaryota; Metazoa; Chordata; Actinopteri; Cypriniformes; Cyprinidae.
UUAUUAAUUAUCAAAUAAUUAAAUUAUUUCUUUUUGUACUGUACAGUAGGUUGGAUUUGCUUCUGUGGCACUGCGUGUCUCAGAUAUAGAGUGGCCAGUGUGAGGCGCUGGUGACACGAACAGGUUUAUAUGGAAACACAACUGUCCGACGGAGCUCGGGCUUUCCUCCUGGCUAAACUCCACCAGGCUGCCAGCCAGGAGACAGCUCCCCAAGAUCAGGCACGGUAAUGCUUGCCCACAGUCAGAGGAGUGAGGUGAUCUCCCUCAAUGAUGUUAAUAACAUGUCAGUUGUCACAGCACACACUAUUUACCUGACCUGUGUAGAGUCCGAAUCACCCAGUGAAGCCCGUCUCAGCUGGUCAUUGAGGUGGACGUGCAGACUAUCACCCUCUACGUCCAGCGCCUCUAUGGCUUCCACUGCAACUGUUCCAGCAUCUCCUACAAGACGUGGCCUGGCACUGCACAACCUGACAAAGACUGUAGCAGACAAGAAGCUUCUGUUUGAAACCCGCCAAAAAUCUGCUUAUAUUCGCCGUCUAUACUUGAUGAUUCCAUAACUGAACCAGAUGAGGAUUUUUAUGUGAAUUCUAAAUAACAGCGUGCGUAUUCUCAGUGCCACAACGAUCAGCCUCGCAUUGUGUCUCAAAAUAGUGUCACUACAGUUACUAUCCGUUCUAAUGACGUGUUUGCAAGAUUUUUGAGUAUAGGGCCAGCAAUAAUACACACUUCUGAAGACAGUCAGGAGGGAGCGCCCCAACAGAAAUCAGAGCCUAUGCAGGACUCAAAUCCCCAGCGGUGGACGAAGCCCAGUUUCAUCAGGAGCAUAGUGGCACAUGGGCCUUGGAAGGGGAGGACUUUGCCUUAGAGACCUAUCUUGUCACAUUGUUUGAGGGACAGGACGAGGUGGAGGUCGGUGUCCUCAUACUGAAUGAUCAGGAGCCAGAGGGGUAGGAGGUGUUCUUUAUACCUCAGUGAAGCAGAAGGUGGAGCACAGAUUGUUCUUCUAAAAGUUGAAAACAGUUGUGCUGCUUGUGAUACAUUCAGGGUUCUUUGAUGAAUAGAAAGAUCAAAAGAAUAGCAUUUAUUUGAAACAUAAAUCUUUUGUCACAUUGUAAAUGUUUUUGUUUCUUUUGAUUCAUUUUAUGCAUCCAUGUAUCCUUGUUAAUUUCUUGAACGAAAUUCAAAAAUUUUGACUGAUAGUGUAUAUUUGAGCCCAGCUACUGCGGUUUCUCUUGGACAAGGAUUGAUCUUCAGAAUGGUAUAGUCAGCUUAGUUUGAGCACUCAGUUGGGUCAGAUUCUGGAUGAGGACUCAGAGACAGCAACACUCUUUCUACAGAGACAGGAAAACAGGUAAUGCAUGUUAAAGAUGAUGUUGUGCAUUCACUACUGCAAAUCACAGUUGAUCAGUUUUAGAUCUGCAUGUCAAAAAAAAAAAAAAAGUUUUCCCCAUGUUUCUAGAGCGUUUGAAGAUUUUGCACUACAGUUUUCUCAGUUCUCAGUAAUGGAGUAAAUCUGACCAGAGAGCUGCAGCAGACCUCGGAUACAUCCAUCUGCAGGAAAGGAGAAGUACUCUGUGCCCUCAGUUUGGAGGUCCGGCCAGACGUGGACCCAGAGUAUGAUGAUAGCUUCCUGGUGGAAGUCUAUAAAAUGGUCGAGGGUGCCACCAUAAACCAGACUGCCUGUUUUGCCAAUGUCACCAGGCUAGAGAGUGAUGACCCACGGGGGCUGGUGUACUUCGCGCAGGGCUCCAGACUACCCAUAGUAACCCUCAAAGCCACAAGCAUCAGUCUUCAGGUCUACAGGGAUUCUAGUACAGCAUCAGCUAUCUCUGUGAAGUACUGCAUGCAGGAGCUUCAGAAAGCAGAGUUUUUUGGACCCACUCUGAUCUGGCCUGCCGUGGCAGUUCAGGACUUUGUCAUGGCAGAGGGCACGCUGACUUUUGAGACUGGAGAGAAAAGUGCUGGUCUGGACGUGGCCCUCACACCGAACAUCGGUUCCUCCAACCCAACACCCAAACGGUUCUGCGUGGCUCUCUCUGAUGCCACUGAAGGUGCACGGGUUCACCCAGAAUUCGGUGUGGCUAACAUCACCCUGGUUUCGGACUCAGGCAGUGUUUUCUCAGUCAGUCUUCAUGGCAGAGCCUCUAAACCUCUUGCUGACGAUCAAGAGGUUGUUUCCCACAUACAUAACUCCUGAUUGACGUGGGAAAUCUCUCCAAUCUCUGUGGCUCCUCUGAAAUCAGGCUGCUGAGAGCAGUGGGAUAAGCUACCCAGUGAUGACCCCAAAUGACCAGGCCUUGAACACCUUAUUUCCUACCAAAAAAAGCACGGUAAACAGAGGCAGAGAGUUGGCCUGACCUUUAACACAGUUCUCAACAGCAUUCAUACAGACAGCAGACCAAUGUAGCCUUUUUGGCACACCACUAACAGAAAUGUAUAACAACUUCUGUUUAAAAAAAAUGAAAAAUAAAGGUUUUCCUUAUUUAUUUAUGUUUAUUUUUUUGAGAGGAACCACAGUACAUAUCAAUCAUUCACAUUAUAUAGUCUACCAUAGUCUGAUACUAUUUCUGUA